Messenger RNA from Peronospora farinosa, 870 nucleotides. Lineage: Eukaryota; Oomycota; Peronosporomycetes; Peronosporales; Peronosporaceae. The record is from the annotation of a GenBank genome assembly.
AUGGGGCUUGGCACUGUCAUGCUCUUGGAAAUCAAACAAGUACCAAAUGGUAAUCGGAUUGCCUAUUGCUUACCAUCGGGGGAAUUUAUAUUCGUUGCAGACACAUGUGCACCUGAAUUUGGUGCUAAAAAUGCUGCAGAUCUUUACGGUGGCAACUUGUUUGAGUUUCUAUCACUUGAAGAAGCUGAAAAACUUGAAGAUUUUAUGCGAGUACAGCAACGUGGAAAUAGCAUUGACUUGGCUUGUAAUACAAUGCAGGAAGUGCGGAUGAUUGUACGACUCCCGAGUCAUCGGAACACCCAAUUGUGGAUUCAGCUCUCGACGAUCCCGCUUACGUUGCGGAUGAUGCGCUGUAUUGAUACUAUCCGUAGCUUUAGUACCACAUUAGGUCACUUUGCCGACUCGUCGAGCUUUGUGCUAUCUGAGGACGAGUUUAGCUUUGUCUUGAGUAAUCCACCUGGAAAUACUGGAUCAUCGGUGGCAGCAGGUGUCACAUCCUAUUCAGUUGGACCGUUGCCUUAUGCAGAUGAUGACGACGAUUUGAUGUUUUUGGAGUUUGAAAAUAGCUGCUUGUCCCCAAGGAGCUUUACUUCCGUCGUUCCGUUGGAAUUGAAGCACCGUCACCCUAAUUUUGCAAUGACUCGUAUCCAAGUAGACGAUACUGGAACAGAAGACACGAGUGAUGACGAUGACGAAGAUCUUAGGGCGUCACUGUCCGAUUUGGCGUUUGAAGCCGAUUGGUCAAGUGAGUCUACCGUGCAGGACGACACGGUCCACGUCAUGACAUCAGAUGAACCAAUUCUUUCUUCAUCGACUACUUCACUUCCCAUGACAAUCAGACCGAAUUUCCGAGCCGAACUCGUCACUUAA